CGGAGCGCGCCUGGGCUGCGGUGGGCGGUUAGGACAGGCGAGCCCCUUCUCUCACUGGCCUGCCGGCUAUGACGAUCACCUACAGCUGCGUUGCUAAUGGCCGAGCGGUCCUGGCGGAGCUGGCCUUGACCGGCGGCUCGUAUCAGGAAGCGGCGGCAAAGGUGCUUAGACAAGUGCUCCUGAAAGCUGAACCGACAACCAUAAUACGAAUAGGAAGCUAUGUCUACCAUACUCUCUUUAUUGAUGGAAUCACUUAUUUGUGUGCUACAGACAGUGGCUUGGAUACUAUGGCACCAUCUGCAUUUCUUAAAAAAGUUAGUGACAUUUGUACAAGAAUUCCUUUGAUGUCACAAGAACAUUUUUUUCCUUCAAAUGCACUUGCUACAGAUUUUCAACAAAUACUAGCACAGAACAUGCUGGAAUACAAUAAAAAUCAAAGUGACAGCACAGUGUCUACAGUGAAGAGUCAGGUGACUGACGUAAAAAAUAUUAUGUUGAAAAACAUGGACACAGUUUUAAAAAGAGAGACAGAAACAGUGAGUGUCAUCACUGAAGGAGCAGAUGACCUCCAGGCAACUGAUGAAGAAUUUGAAAACAAAAGGAAGAUCCCCAAGAGGAUAUGGUGGAAAUGCUUCAAGAUUGUAAUUACCACCCUUGCAAUUCCCCUGUCAAUCAUUAUCAUUCUUUUAAGUACACACAUAAUACCCACCUGACCAAUAAAGUAUUACAUGGAAUUACAG
This is a messenger RNA of Acomys russatus (golden spiny mouse), 740 nucleotides long. RefSeq lists its product as uncharacterized. Gene Ontology annotation, cellular component: SNARE complex. The record is from RefSeq and is a predicted model, not a curated record. Lineage: Eukaryota; Metazoa; Chordata; Mammalia; Rodentia; Muridae. Gene Ontology annotation, molecular function: SNAP receptor activity; SNARE binding. Bases 69 to 713 code for a protein of 214 amino acids. Gene Ontology annotation, biological process: exocytosis; vesicle fusion. The transcript has 6 exons.